Molecule: messenger RNA, 1527 nt
Organism: Halteromyces radiatus
Lineage: Eukaryota; Fungi; Mucoromycota; Mucoromycetes; Mucorales; Cunninghamellaceae
Exons: 4
Coding region: 82-1527 (481 amino acids)
Source: RefSeq, a predicted model, not a curated record
UUUUUUUUUUUUUUUUCCUCUAUUAUUCAUCACACCCAUUACAUUCAUUUUUCUUUUUCGCUUGCUCAUCUACGUUUACCCAUGCUACCUUCCACUUUAAGUAUUCGCUUGAAUCAACAGGUGCAUUUUAUCUCCUUCUAUCCGGAUAAACUAUUAUCUUUUGAAGAUCUUGUGAAACAUGUCAAGUUUUCUUUUAAGGAUAUCGCCAUUUCAUCAUAUGAUUUCAUGAUGGAAAAUCAAGUUAUCAUCUAUGAUACCCCAACUUUACAUCAGGCAUUGAAGAAAGCAACAAAGCAUAACCGUGCGGAUAUCACGCUGUCACCAAAGUCUAACCAACCCAAAAUCAAUAAUGUCCCGGUUAUCAAGCCGACAGUUCUCAGAUGGACUGAUAAUCAAGAUAGCACUAGACAUCAUAGAUCUUCCCCACAACUACAACAACAAUGGCGGUCGGAUGAUACUUCUUCUCAAUCUUCUGAAAAUGAUGGAUCUUGUAUUCGAAAGGAUUCUGGGAUCUCUAUGGAUGAACCUGUCAAGAAAAAACAGCGUGUUACACCAUCAAUUCAAUCUACAUCAUCAUCAUCAUCAUCAUCAUCAUCACCAUCAAGGACUCUUACACAUUUAUCACCUCCUCCUGGUUAUUGUGGCAGAUCAAUCUCUUCACCAUCUCCGCCAACUCAUAGUGUUCAUCCAUUGGAAAUGCGUCGACCAUCAACAGCUCCUUCAUCACCGUCUUAUCCUCGUAUUGUCACCACUCCUUCUCCCAUCACAAUCAAACUACCAGCUCUAUCAUCCAUUACUUCGUCUCCUUCUUUGGAUAAUGACGUUUUACUUCACCCUCAAUUGGCUCCUCUUCAACAAUCUCCUCAACGACCAAAUUAUCUUCCUGCUAUUACUUCUCCUCGUCCAUCAUCCACACCUUCAUCAACAAUAACAGCUACACAACAGUCAACAACAAUGAUUAAUCACUUACCUAUACCAAGUACAAAAGAUCAUCCAUUUUAUUCUCAUCAACAUUAUUCUCAUCGUAAUCAACAAAGGGAAAUUCAUCAUAGACAACCACAACUUCAUCAAAACCACCAACAACGACAUCAUCACUCCCAUCGUCAUCAUCAAAAAUUAACGGGUCAGUUUUUGUGUGAACAUGUAGUAGAUCCAUCAUCUGGCCGUAUUUGUGGGCAAACAUUUAGACGAUCUUACGAUUUAUCAAGGCAUCAAACAAUUCAUUUGAAAAAUAGACCUUUUUGUUAUUGUGAUCAAUGUGGUAAAAAAUUCACGAGAAUGGAUGCACUCAGACGACAUGAACGAGUUCAAGGACAUACAUCAAAACAACAUUUACUUCAACAACAUCCUUUAUGUUCGCCUCCUCCUCCAUCUCCUUCUGCCCAUCAUCGUCACCAUCAUCAUCAUCUUCAUCACCAACAACAACAACAACAACAACAACAACAACAACAUGCUACUCCUACCACUUCAACACCUCACACAAUGGCAUUUAUCAAUCAUCGUACAACUCAGCAGGCUAGAGUAUAA